This is a messenger RNA of Apodemus sylvaticus (European woodmouse), 165 nucleotides long. Its product is annotated as keratin-associated protein 20-2-like. The transcript has a single exon. The record is from RefSeq and is a predicted model, not a curated record. Bases 1 to 165 code for a protein of 54 amino acids. NCBI's taxonomy places the organism in Eukaryota, Metazoa, Chordata, Mammalia, Rodentia, Muridae.
AUGUGUUACUACGGCAGCUACUAUGGAGGCCUGGGCUAUGGCUAUGGAGGCCUGGGCUAUGGCUAUGGUAGCCUAGGCUGUGGUUAUGGUGGCUUUGGUGGCUAUGGCUAUGGCUGCUGCCGUCCACUGUGCUGUAGAAGAUACUGGUCCUAUGGCUUCUACUGA